AUGUCCGACGACUCGGCGCCAUUGGCGUCCUUUUCUCUCACACAUGUGCACUAUGACCCCAACGAUCCCGUCUCUUACCUAUGCGCGUUCCUUGCUCUAGUCCCACAAGGUCUAUGUGUCGUCUACGCGACCCUGAUAUGGUCGACACGCGAGGUCGAGAUUGGUCUCAUGUUUGCCGGUCAACUGGCCUGCGAGGCUUUGAACUUUGCCCUGAAGCGUCUGAUCAAGGAGGAACGACCGAGACGAAUGAAUGGGAAGGGCUACGGGAUGCCGAGCAGUCACGCGCAGUUUGUGGCCUUCUUCGCCGUUAGUUUGACGUUGUUCCUCGUCUUCAGACAUAAGCCAGCAUAUCACAACCGCAGAAGAAACCACACUGGGUUGACUAUGGUCGAGAGAGUGUUUUGGAGUGUGAUGGGACUGGGCAUGGCUGCCGCCGUGGCCUGGAGCAGGAUCUACUUGAACUACCACACGCAAAAGCAAGUUUUGGUUGGAAGUGCCGCGGGCACAGUCAGUGCCAUUGCCUGGUUUGUUCUCACUACUAUCCUAAGGAGGACUGGCUGGCUCUCCUGGGGUAUCUCGCACCCGAUUGCCCAGUUCUUCAGAGUCAGAGACUUGGUGGUGGAAGAAGACUUGUGCCAAGCAGGAUGGGAGAAAUGGGAUGACAAAAUGGAGCUGUUGAAAGCUCGCGAGAAGAAGACAUCGUGA
Pestalotiopsis fici W106-1 is the source of this 705-nucleotide messenger RNA. RefSeq lists its product as uncharacterized. The record is from RefSeq and is a predicted model, not a curated record. Bases 1 to 705 code for a protein of 234 amino acids. Gene Ontology annotation, biological process: protein N-linked glycosylation; lipid biosynthetic process. Gene Ontology annotation, molecular function: dolichyldiphosphatase activity. The transcript is spliced from 2 exons. Gene Ontology annotation, cellular component: endoplasmic reticulum membrane; intracellular membrane-bounded organelle. NCBI's taxonomy places the organism in Eukaryota, Fungi, Ascomycota, Sordariomycetes, Amphisphaeriales, Sporocadaceae.